CAGGAAAUGAAAGAGUGCUGUACUCUGCAAUGCAUUUGUGUCCGUUUUACCUUUUGCAUGUUGUUUUUGCAUCCAUCGGAUUCUCUCUCUUCUCUCUUCAAUCUAUUCACUUUCUUUCUGUUUUCUAACCCUAUUUUUAUUCUUUCUCUCUCUCUCUCUCUAAACUCUAUAGAUUCUCAUCAUCUUGAUUAUACAGUUUCUUUCACAAUUCCUCAUCAGGUUCCCAUAUCCUUCUAUUAUACCACUCUACUGGGUUUUCUUCUUUCUUCAGUUCAUUUUCAGGAAGAAAUCCAUGCCUUCAUUUUUCAGUUAGUGGGAUAUCAAGCGUUCAGAUUAGCAAAUGGGGGCUGCAAGCUCUAAAAUAGAGGAGGAUGAGGCUUUGCAGCUCUGUCGUGAAAGAAAGAAAUUUGUUAGGCAGGCUCUUGAUGGCAGGUGCUCACUAGCUGCAGCACAUGUUACAUAUGUCCAGUCGCUGAGAACCACAGGAACUGCUCUAAGGAAGUUUAUUGAGUCUGAAGCUCCAAUUGAAUCUUCAUUGUACACUUCCACUAAUGCAACACCAGAGCCUCUCGCUUUAACUGAGAAGUCCCUUUCCCAUUUUUCAGUCCCCUCUCCAUCUUUAUCACACCCUGUGGAUGCAACUGAACACCUUUCUCCAUCACCAUCUCCUCCUGGAUCCACUCGGUUUCAGGCAAAUCAUAUGAAAUUUAGGGGGUUCUCUUCCAGAAAAGUUGAAGAGAAGCCUCCUAUAGUUGUUACAGGGACUGUAACUUCAUCCAGUACCCCACAGACAACCACACCUCGUUCCACUGAAAAACCUGAAACAUCUCCAGUUGAAGGUUCUUCGGUCCCUCCAGGAACCCCACCAUGGGAUUUCUUUGGACUUUUUCAUCCAAUUGACCAUCAAUUUUCUAUGCAAGAAGGGAAGGAGAUGAAGCCAGGGCUGGAUAAUGUUGAUGACUUGAGGCGGCUUAGGGAAGAGGAGGGAAUUCCUGAGCUGGAAGAUGAAGAAGAGAAACAUUCAUCUCAUGCUAGUGAGGACUCUGAGGAUUCAGUAGAUGAAUUCGAUGAUCCUCCUGCUGAUACUUUAGUUCGUAGUUUUGAAAAUCUUAAUAGGGUACAGGAUCAUGUUGCAGCUAGUGUAUCACCUGCCGUACCUUCUGCUGAAAGUGUAGCUUCAGAAACUGAGUUAUUAAAUGGGGAAAAAAGUAAUUCUCCUGAUAUGUCACCACUGAGAACUCCAACCUCAACAGUGGCUGUUUCAUCUGAUGCAAAGAAGACACCUGUAAAAGCAGAUCGAACUGCAAAUAAGAUUUCUCCUAAAGACUUCUUUUCAAGCAUAAAAGAUAUUGAAUACCUGUUCAUCAAAGCUUCUGGGGCUGGGAAAGAAGUUCCAAGGAUGCUUGAAGCAAAUAAAUUGCAUUUCCGCCCAAUAGUCCCAGGAAAAGAAAAUGGAUCGGUGGUAUCUAUAUUCUUCAAGGCUUGCUUCUCUUGUGGGGAAGACCCUAGUCAAGUUCAAGAAGAGCCCGCACAAAAUUCUGUGAAGUACUUGACUUGGCAUAGGACAACAUCGUCACGAUCAUCUUCUUCCAGGAAUCCUCUUGGAUCGAAUGCCAAUGAUGACACAGGGGAUCUUACUGGUGAUAUUUUUGAAAGUUUUUGCAUGAUCUCUGGCAGUCAUGCCUCAACCUUAGAUAGGCUAUAUGCAUGGGAGAGGAAACUUUACGAUGAAGUAAAGACUAGUGAGAUUGUCAGAAAGGAGUAUGACAGUAAGCGUGCAAUCCUUAGGCAACUGGAAUCAAAAGGAGAACAUAGCAGCAAAAUUGAUAAAACCCGAGCUGUCGUCAAGGAUCUACAUUCGAGGAUCAGAGUUGCAAUUCACAGAAUCGAUUCCAUAUCAAAAAGGAUUGAGGAAUUGCGGGACAAAGAGCUUCAACCGCAGCUUGAGGAAUUAAUCGAUGGGUUAAGUCGGAUGUGGGAAGUGAUGUUUGAAUGUCACAGGCUUCAGUUCCACAUCAUCUCGAUAGCAUACAACAGCAGGAGUGCCAAAAUCUCUAUACAGUCAGAUUCCCAUCGGGAGAUUGCCAUCCAUCUUGAAAAUGAACUUUACUCGCUGUCAUCAUGUUUUACCAAGUGGAUUGGUGCACAGAAGUCUUAUUUGCAGGCUAUAAACGAUUGGCUUUUUAAAUGUGUUUUCUUUCCGCAAAAAACAACGAAGAAAAAGAGAAAACAAACUUCCCCUUCAUUGACUUUGAGAAGAAAUGGGCCUCCAAUAUAUGUCACUUGCGGUGUUUGGUUGGAGAAGCUCAAAGCAUUGCCUGCAAAGGAUGUUGUGGAGGCUAUAAAGGGUUUGGCUGCAGAAACAGCUCACCUUCUACCCCACCAAGAAAAGAAUCAAGGAAAGAGUGCAAACCCAGCAUCGUGGAAGGCCGAAAAUGGCAGUGACUCGGGAAUUAAUAUGCUGAGAGACGAAGCUUCAGAUGAUUGUAUUUCAGGAUUUGACCGGUUUCGAUCAAGCUUGGAGGGAUUUCUUGGUCAGUUGAAUAAUUUUUCAGAGGGUUCUGUGACAAUGUAUGCAGAACUUCAGAAGGCGAUCCGGGAUGCUAAGAAUCCACAGCCCCAACCCCCUCUCCAACCACAAGUUUAAUUCAAAAAGAGAAUUGGGUACAAAGAAAGAGGAGGAAUUACACUGGUUUUCAGCUGUGAUUUAAACUACUGUAUGCAGGAUUGGUGUAUAGGAUACAUGGAAACCAUUUAUGGCAAAAAAAUGAAAUAAAGCACAUAAAAAAUCGUAAUGGAGAGGUCAUAAAAAGGGGGUGGCUUUGUAGUCUAUGAAGGUGUCAUCACCGGGUUGCUGCUGGUGGUGAUAAAUAGAGUUACUAUCCAGUGUAGCAGCGCCUGUAUAGUUUUUCCUGUCCUCUUUCCUGUUUUUUUUUUUUUUUUCAGAAACUAUAGGAACUCAAAAUCAUAUCCCACCCCUGUUUUUCCACAAUCUUGAAUACGUAGUUCAUUACAAUUUAAAGUUCA
Ricinus communis (castor bean) is the source of this 3027-nucleotide messenger RNA. RefSeq names its product protein ALTERED PHOSPHATE STARVATION RESPONSE 1. The transcript has 7 exons. The record is from RefSeq and is a predicted model, not a curated record. The coding region runs from base 341 to 2647 and encodes 768 amino acids. Lineage: Eukaryota; Viridiplantae; Streptophyta; Magnoliopsida; Malpighiales; Euphorbiaceae.